AUUGUGAGCCUACAAACCAAUACCAUGGGGUUGUCUAAGAUUUCCUUUGCCUUCGUAUGUCUCAUAGGCUUAGCCCUGCUCCAAUCCACUGGUGCCCAAGACUCACCACAAGACUACCUCAAUGCCCACAACGCCGCUCGAGCACAGGUAGGUGUUGCUCCCUUGACCUGGGACCCCAACCUAGUAGCCUAUGCCCAAAGAUAUGCAAACUCCCGUGCUGGUGAUUGCAAUCUAGUGCACUCUAAGGGGCCUUAUGGUGAAAACAUAGCGAAGAGCACCGGUGACUUGUCUGGCACAGCUGCCGUGAACUUGUUCGUAGGGGAGAAGCCCGACUAUGACUACAACUCUAACACCUGUGCUGCUGGGAAGAUGUGUGGUCAUUACACGCAGGUGGUUUGGCGCAACUCAGUUCGUUUAGGGUGUGCAAAAGCGCGAUGCACCAAUGGAGGCACGUUUAUUGGGUGCAACUAUGAUCCCCAGGGAAACAUUCGUGGGCAGAGGCCUUACUAA
Molecule: messenger RNA, 510 nt
Organism: Prunus dulcis (almond)
Lineage: Eukaryota; Viridiplantae; Streptophyta; Magnoliopsida; Rosales; Rosaceae
Product: pathogenesis-related leaf protein 4-like
Exons: 1
Coding region: 25-510 (161 amino acids)
Cellular component (GO): extracellular region
Source: RefSeq, a predicted model, not a curated record